Molecule: messenger RNA, 3642 nt
Organism: Scatophagus argus
Lineage: Eukaryota; Metazoa; Chordata; Actinopteri; Scatophagidae
Gene: akap17a
Product: A kinase (PRKA) anchor protein 17A
Exons: 7
Coding region: 173-2236 (687 amino acids)
Source: RefSeq, a predicted model, not a curated record
CACGUUGUCUCUUUUUCAGGUCAAAGUUAACUGUAUGCGGAAGUGGCAUGCAUGUAGUUGGGCUUUUUUCUGCAGUGUCUGGGGCUAUUCAAAAACUAGCACAAAUUAUUUGUGGAUUUUUCUUUUCUGUCGGGAGGCUAACUGAUGUUAGCUUCUCCCCCGGUCUGCUACAAUGACCACCAUUGUCCAUGAUACUAGAGAGGCAGUGUGCCUCUCCUCCGAGUACAACCUGUACCUCAAACCCAUUGCCAAAAUGACAGUCAGUGUGGCUUUGCCCCAGCUCAAGCUGCCAGGCAAGAGUAUCUCCAACUGGGAGGUAAUGGAGAGAGUAAAGGCCAUGGUAGCUCCGGAGCAGUUUUCAGCUUUGCGCAUCUCCAAGAGCACCAUGGACUUCAUCCGAUUUGAGGGUGAGGUGGAAAACAAGAGCUUGGUUAAGAUUCUGCUGGGCCGUCUUGAUGGGAAGACCAUCAAACUUAGUGGAUUUACUGAUGUACUGAAGGUUCGUGCAGUAGAGAAUAAGGUGGACUUCCCUACACGUCACGACUGGGAUUCCUUCUUCCGUGAUGCCAAGGAUAUGAAUGAGACUCUGCCGGGAGAGAGACCUGACACAAUCCACUUGGAGGGACUUCCUUGCCGCUGGUUCAGCCAGAAGGAUAGCCAGUUCCCAGAUCGGCCCUCUGAAGAGGUCCUCAUCGCUGUCUUCCAAACCUUUGGCAAGGUGCGAAAUGUUGACAUCCCCAUGCUGGACCCAUACCGAGAGGAGAUGCUGGACAAGAACUUCAACACAUUCAGUUUCGGGGGUCAUCUGAACUUCGAGGCUUAUGUGCAGUACCAGGAGUACUGCGGUUUCACCAAGGCUAUGGACACUCUGCGCAGCAUGAAGCUGAUGCUGAAAGGAGAGGAUGGAAAGGCAGUGGCCUGCAACAUCAAGGUGACCUUUGACACCAGCAAACACCUGAGUGAGUCAGCUAUGAAGAGGAGAAGUCUGGAGAGAAUGAAGUUACAGGAGCUGGAAAGGCAGAGAGAGGAGCAGAAACGACGGGAGAAGGAAGAGGAGGAGCGACGUAAGGAGGAGGAGAGGAAACAGAAGGAGCAGGAAGAGGAGGAGAAGGAGAGGAGGAAGGAAGAGAGGCAGAGAAAGCGAGAGCAGAAGUUGCGGGAGAGAGAGGAGAGGAGGAACCUGAAGAGGGUGAGACGACAGCAGGAAGAGGAGCAGAAGAAGCUGCAGAUGAGGAUUGCUAUGGAGGAGAGGAGGCUGCUCCUGGCGCAGCGCAACCUGGAAUCGAUCCGGCUCAUUGCUGAGCUGCUGGCCAGGGUAAAGGCCCAGAAGCAGCAGCAGCAGGAGAAAGAGAGGGCCGAACAGGAGGAACGGGAAAGGCAGGAGCAGUCUCGACAGAAGGAGGAACUGGCUCGUCUUCAGCAGCUGGAGGACUGCCGACGCAAGCAGGAAGAGGAGCUCCGUAGAGUGGAGCUGGAGAAGGAGCGUGCACUGGAGCUUCAGCGCCGAGAGAAGGAACUAAGGGAGAGACUGCUUUGCAACCUGUUGAAGAAGAGCAGUGAUAAGGCGGCGAGACCUCCAGGCAUGCAGGACCAGGCUUGCCUUUCAGCGUGUGAAGAGGCCUCUGAUCCCGGCGACAAUGAUGUGAUGAUGGGGGUCCUGGGCCGGGUGAAUGGACUGAAGGCAGUUGAAAGCAAAGAGAAGCAGUUAUCUAAAUCCAGUGCGCCCUCUCAGGCUUUGGGGAAAAACAGAGAAGGAGAAGAGAGGAGGGGAGGGGAGGACAGGAAGAAAGACCGGGAGGGAAGGAGAGAAGAGGUGGUGAGGAUCAGGCACGGCAGGGAACAAGCAAGGGACCGGGAUCGCUCCUACAGAGAGAGGAGCCCCUAUAGCCGUGGAAGGAGGCGCUCCCACAGCCACAGCAGAAGGAGAAGGAGCUCCAGCCGGCGCAGAAGGAGCUCCAGUCGUCAUAGCAGGAGCUGCAGUUACCACGGCAGGGGGAGGCGCAGCCACAGCCGCUGCAGCAGGAGCACGAGCUCGAGCUCGAGCUCAAGCCAGGAUAGGAGCCGGAGCAGCAGCGGGAGGAGUCAUAGCAGAGGAAAGAGCCACAGGCACAGUGGCCGCAGAGGCAGCUCCAGGAACAGCAAUAGAAGUAGAGACAGGAGGAGUCACAGCCAUUACAAUCGACGAUACAGGAGACACAGUGACAGUAGAGACAGGAGCCACUCGAGACGACGCUAAUCUCAUCAAUAUGAUCCAUUUAUUGAUUGAUUUUUUUUUUUUCCCCCCCUGUUCUGGGUUUACACCUAAAGUUCAGUGAGAUUCAUAAGAAUAAUGGAUCCAUUAAAUCCAUUAAAAGUAAAAUGAACUCUACAGUAUGAGCUGAAACCACAUGUAUGUGCAAGUGCAUCUUGUGCAUGUAAGGCAUGUGAGUUGUUGGAGUUGAUUUUAGAGAGUUGAUUUUACCUUUUUUAGGGCUGUUUUCUGGAAAUUGGCAUAACAGAAUUAAGUACAGUGGGGUUAUUUUAAUAGUGAUAAAGUUAGUUAUCCAUCCUGUAAUCAUUGAUACUCAUUAUAUUGGAAGUUGAGAACACUGGCACACAGUUAAAGACUAAUAUCAUAUAGACCUUCUGUAUUGGGUAGAUUGACACAGCGGUCUAACCCUACUGUCAAUCCAAAAUCUUGUUGAUGAUGUUUUUUUUUUUUUUUUUGUUUUUUUUUGUUUGUUUGUUUGUUUUUUUGCAAGCAGAUUGUCUUUGUGCAUGAGAAAGUGGCCAGGACAGAGCACAGAUUGUUUGUUAUUUUGAUGUGGCACCAGCCUGUUCAUCCACGCUUGUAGCCUGACUACAGAAAAUAAAAAGACACCAUCCUGCACCGACGUUUAAAUCAGCAUGAAGUUACGGCUGCCAUAGUGGUGGAAGACUUUUAAGUGGAUGACUGGACUAAAAUAAAUGACUGCUGUUCCAUUAUGAAUGUGAAAUUUCCACAGACUGUACGAUAUGCACCUCUGCAGUUAGAUCGGCCUGCAUUUCUUGAAUACCCCUUCAGUGUUGGCUGUGUUGUUCAUAAGCUGCUCAGAAAAAAACACAACUGAAUUCUACAGACUUGCCCUCGAGCGAAACCGAACUGCACCUCGGUGAUCACAGUUUCAGCUCCCAAAGACUGAUUUAUUUCACUUUUAUUUGAAUUUCUGAAUGUUUGCUAGAGUUUUGGGUUGAAGAAGAAGAGAGGAUUUGACGAGUGUGUGAGUUUUGUGAAGACUUGAACCAUUGUACGUUUUUCCUUGGUUGUAUACCAGUCUUGAAUUUAUUUUUUGAUGGGAUAAGAUUCAGUCAAUGUUAAGGAAACCAGCACAGUACCAAGUAAAAAUGGGAUAUUAGCAUCUAACUCCCGCUAUCACUUUCACAAUGUGAGGGCCACUUUCAUUUCUUUAGACUUUUUAGUAAAUUUAAAUUUAAGUCAACAGACUCAUCUCUUAGCUGUAGCUUGGGAGAAGUCAAGUCAAAUAGUUUUGCUGGCAGGGGCCACAUCACCAUCUUCACCUGUCAUGGCAAAAAGCCCUUUAGUUCAGUGUACUGUAUGCUCAUGAUCUGCUGGAGCAUGUCCUGCAAAAACACAUGGUUAAAAUAAAAAUCUAAAGCAGAAAA